Molecule: messenger RNA, 1884 nt
Organism: Vollenhovia emeryi
Lineage: Eukaryota; Metazoa; Arthropoda; Insecta; Hymenoptera; Formicidae
Product: glycerophosphodiester phosphodiesterase 1
Exons: 5
Coding region: 530-1618 (362 amino acids)
Biological process (GO): lipid metabolic process
Molecular function (GO): phosphoric diester hydrolase activity
Source: RefSeq, a predicted model, not a curated record
AAGCUCGCGUAUACACUCGCGCGUCGCGAAUAGCAUUGUUUUUGUUUAUAGGCGUUUAAUCUUGUGCCGUGCGCCGUUGCACGGCUCUCGCGAUCGCGUAAAUCGCGCGCCGACCUACCCGCCGAGACGAAUACGAGCGAGAAGACCUUGUGAGAGAUAAAGAGCGAGAUAAGGAGAGAAACAACCGUGCCCUGCAGCACGUACAUACAUGCACUCGACGGCGUUCGACGGGGUAUGAAGUUCACACGAAUUGACCUCGCAAAUUGACUCGCGAGCAAGAGAGAGAAUGACGCGCCCCACCAGGACGCCCGUCACGCGAACUGCGCUCGGCCUCGCGCGUCUCUUACCAGUUGACCGUGCUUUAUGAGGCGGUGAUCUUAUCUGAGGUAAACGCGGUAAGACGCGCGGCAAACACCCGCCUGAAUCCCCUCGCUCGUUCUCUCCGGCGUGUGGCCGGUGAGGGGGGAUCCUUAAAAAGCACGCAAUCUCGCGCGGUGGCGAGAGAAAGAGAGAGUGUCCCAACACCGAGAUGUAUCACGUUGUCGAGCUGAUCGUGAACUGCGCUUUGCUAUGGAUAUUCCUGCAGACCGCGGCGGGCGUGCUGGUCACCGUCCUGUACGAGUUGUACGUACCCUGGAUUGUUUGGGGCACGUUGAUCGUCGUAGUAGCGCUGAAGCUCAUCCGGGUGUCCCCUCCGCCCGCCGGCACCGUGCAAGAGGUGCUCGGCGUGAAUCCGCUCCUCCCGGCCAGAGAUAAAAAUCCCGUGCCCGAGAACCACGGUAACGGGGAGCGAUAUUGCAUGCGAGUGGUGGCCCACCGUGGUGGAGGAUACGAUUAUCCCGAGAACAGUUUGUUGGCUUUCCGAAACAGCAGAGGAAAGGGUUGUACCGCAAUUGAGCUUGAUUUACGGCUAACCAAGGAUAACAUUCCAAUAAUAUUCCAUGACCCAACAAUCGAAAGACUCACGGGCCAGACGGGCACGAUUAGUGAAAUGACAUGGGAGGAAUUGAGGGAGUUUGACAUAACUUAUAAUCACCCGCUUAAGAACAAAUUUUCCGAAGGCGAGAAGAUCGCCCUGCUGCACGACGCGCUGCAGGAAUGUCUGGACAGCGAGCAAAGAGUAAUUAUAGACGUGAAGGAGACGAGGCUGGACGUCGUGCAAAUCGUGCUGGACGCGUACGAGAAAUUCCCAAAGUUGUUCCAGAGGGGCGUCGUGUCGAGUUUCAAUCCGAUCGUAGUGUACAUGAUUCGCAAGAAAGAGCCGCGUAUCGUCUCGAGUCUCGCUUGGAGGCCGCACUUUUUCUCGAGAACGUCGUACGCCGGCCUGGAGGCGCCCGGUCCGGCGCGGUUUCGUAAUCCGCUCAAGCAUUUGGCAGCUUGCAUCUUGGAGACUUUAUACGAGUGGCUGCUACCGCGCUUUGUCUACUAUAUCGUUGGCGUUUCCGCCGUUCUGUUACACAAGGAUAUAGUAAAUCCACGCGUGAUAGAACGUUGGUGCGAGCGCGGCAUUCGCGUGAUGGCAUGGACGGUGAAUCGGCCGUCUGAGAAAACGCAUUUCUCGAGGUUCCUGAAGGUCACCUAUCUAACUGACACGCUACAUCUAGAGAAGGACAUGUAGUAAUGUCCGAUAUAUUUUUGUUCAGUAUUAAGUUUCAAAGACUUUUGUACCAUAUACUGGCAUUAUGCACGUACAAAUUUUUCUACUUUCGAUUAUAUACGAAUUAUACGUCGCAAUAUCAACCAUCUAGUCGGGGUCGUAAAAAAUUUGACAUAACGACUUACAUUACUUUUAAACGUAGAUGAUAAGGCACUUAUUUUAUAAUGUCUUGUACGAGACGCGUAUGUAUGUGCGAAUAGCGAUAAUAAAAUUACUCGUUAUACCUA